Molecule: messenger RNA, 4765 nt
Organism: Synchiropus splendidus (mandarinfish)
Lineage: Eukaryota; Metazoa; Chordata; Actinopteri; Syngnathiformes; Callionymidae
Gene: sytl5
Product: synaptotagmin-like 5
Exons: 19
Coding region: 340-2667 (775 amino acids)
Biological process (GO): intracellular protein transport; exocytosis
Cellular component (GO): exocytic vesicle; plasma membrane
Molecular function (GO): phospholipid binding; neurexin family protein binding; small GTPase binding
Source: RefSeq, a predicted model, not a curated record
CACCGACACGCCGUCUCCUGUCACUCUCUCCCCGGACAAACGCCUCCGCAGCCCGCUGGGUUUCCCCCAACCUCCGCCUCUCUCCGCUCGCGCCUCCAGCUCCGCCCACAGAACCGAUCUCCUGGAGGAACAGAGAUGAGAAGCAGCAGCUGAGGCCAGCUGUGGUGUCGGAACUUCGGACACAUCGAGUGCUUCAAUGUGAUCGAUCACCUUUGUUCAGAUGAUGACGUCCUGCGGACGACCCAAAUGUUCAUGGGACGCUGCGGAAACGGGAGUCAAUCUUAACUCUCUUCAUGCUUCAACGUCUGUCAUCGGCUGAAAUCGUUGGACCGAAGGAUCAUGGAGGAUCUGAACCUCUCCUUCCUGCUGGAGCACGAACGAGACACCAUCCUGAAAGUUCUGCAGAAGGACGAGAAGGUGCGGAAACGUGAGGAGAAAAGAAUAAGGAAGCUGAAGAACGAGCUGCUGGAAAUCAAACGCAAAGGGUCCCGCGCGCCUCCGCAGGAGUCCGAGGAGAGGCUGUGCGGACGAUGCUCCAAGACUUUGGGUCUUAUUUUCGACAGAGGAGACUUCUGCGACCAGUGUCUGCUACGUGUUUGCAACGACUGCCGCGUGACGUUCUCCAGCAGAGGCCAGUGGAAGUGCAACGUUUGUGCCAAGACGCUGGAGUUGAAAGUGUUGACGGGCGAGUGGUUUUUGGAGGAACGGUCCAAACGCUUCCAGCAGGGCGUGACGAGCAGCGACGUGGUCAAACAAACCAUCCUGACCACUCCCAUAAGUAGGUCCACCAGCCGACCUCACCGCGAACAUCUCGUCAUGCUGCUAUUAAGUUUAUUUUUUUUAAUUUCCCUAGCCAUCAAGCCAAAGUCCAAAGAGACAAUGUUGCCGUUUACCGAUUCCGAAAGACUCGACGCUCACAGUGCCGACGCUGCCAGGAGGAAACGACGGAUGAAGGUGGACCGGAAAGGCCUGAAGCCAACCUUGAGGCCCCAAAAUGGAUUGGACUGUGUCAGCGUGAAGUCUGCCUCGGAAGGAGACGCACAGAGCGUGUACAGCGUUCGCUCCGCUCCGUCCCCUCGGUCAACCAGGGGAGGCGCUGUGGAGGCUUCGGGAUUACCAACAAUGCUGAACAACCGACGGUCUCAAACGCCAGACAGAUCUUCAUCCUCCAGCGACAACAGAAGGAUCCGGCCUGACGGAGCAGAGAGCGUCGGCAGCUGUUACUCCAGCGACAGCGCGUCGGAGCGCAGAACCGGAAAGAACGAUGAGACUCCGACCAUCUCGAUCUCCCGAGCGUCCGUGUCAUCAGAUCACAGCCGCUCAGAAAUGGACCUUUCAGGGGCUGGUUCUGAUCCCAGUGAUGAAGCUCUCAGCCUGCGAAGUCGCUCGGUUCCGGGGUUGAAUGAAACUGAGUUUUCGGACGAGGACAUGGAGGAGGACAUCGACGCGCUGAUGUCGGCUCACAGGAAGACAGUCACUCGGCGCCUCAGUAACGCAGUGUCAACGUCCUCCACUCCCGGCUCGGAGAGGAGAUGGAGCUACCUCAAUGUCCCCGACUCCGACGCUGAGACCAGCAGCAUCAACAGCAUGAUGAGCAUGUACAGUGAGACCGGUGACUAUGGCAACGCCCGGGUGAGCGGCGAGAUCCUGCUCAACAUCAGCUACAGCUACAAAACUGGUGCUCUCAACGUCCUGGUGAAGGAGUGUCACAACCUGGCAACCGGAGACGAGCGGAAGCAGCGCACUGACGCCUAUGUGAAGACGUACCUGCUGCCAGACACGUCACGGCAGAGCAAGAGGAAGACGAGCAUCAAGGCCAACAGCAUUAACCCUGUGUUCAAUGAGAAUCUGAGGUACGUCAUCAGCCAUUCUCAGCUGGAGACGCGGACGCUGCAAGUGUCCGUGUGGCAUCACGACCGCUUCGGUCACAACAGCUUCCUCGGAGAAGUGGAGCUGACCUUUGACUCCUGGGAGUUUGACUCCCAAAUAGAGGAGUGGUAUGCUCUGCAGCCAAAGAUGGAGAGCAACAUCGACUCCACGAUGCCGUACAAAGGAGAGCUGACUGUAGUGUUGAAGUACAUUCCUGCUGAGAAGAACCUCACACUUCCUUUGGACCAAAUACAAGAGCCCAUUUGUGUGUAUUCUGACUCAUCCACAUCCUUGUCUACUAAGAAAGUUAAAAAAGGCUUUCUCAAGGGGAAGAAGACCAGCAGCUUCACUCUCCCUAAAGGGGGCAUGGUGGAGCUGCUGGUCAAAGGUGCCAAAAAUCUGACCGCGGUCAAGUCUGGAGGAACAUCAGAUCCUUUUGUGAAAGGGUACUUGCUGCCCGACAGCAACAAGUCAACCAAACACAAGACGUCGGUGGAGAAACGCACCGUGAAUCCGCUGUGGAACCACACGUUUACCUACUGCGGCCUGCAGCCAGGGGACCUCAACAAUGUGUGUUUGGAGCUCACGGUUUGGGACAAGGAGGCGCUCGCCAGUAAUGUCUUCCUGGGAGGAGUCAGACUGGGGGCCGGCACAGGAACGAGUUACGGUAAUGAGGUGGACUGGAUGGACUCGUACGGCGAGGAGCAGCGGGUGUGGCAGCGCAUGGUGGACAACCCGGAGGUCCCUCACGAGUGUACUCUGAUGCUGCGCUCCAGCAUGCGAAAGCACAACACAUGAGCUGCACACAAGCACACCAGGGACCAGAUGUGGAAAGAGCCGUCGCGCAACUCCGGUCCAGAGCCGCCGGUCAUGCCUUAGACACCCCACCCCUCCACCCCCCCGACCCCUCUCAACUAUCUAGUCCGAUGUUUACUGCGCUAUACGACAGAUGUGUUUGUGCGUAACCUCCCGAGCUUAGAGAAUAAGCACACAGCGUGACGUCUUUGUGAUUCAUCUCUCAGACUCAUUCCUGCAUGCUCACGUAGACGCUCUGUAUGCAGCGGAAUAGUAGGAGGAGUAGAAGCACAGGACUGCAGAUGAAAUGCUUUUUUUUAUUGAAGAGAAGAUUUACAUAGCGACUUAACUGUGUACGAUAUGGUGAUUAAAUGGCACAAGAACCGGUCCGGUUCUGUCCCAAACACAAGACGGGGCUGUGUGCAAGCAACAAUGAUGCAACUCCUGCGUUGAACGUCUGUGUUAGGCAACAGGUAGCUCAAGGUUAAGUAAAGAAAAAGAGUGGCUCAUUCAGUCCCUUCGAGCGGUGAACUGAUCUUUAAACAGACUCGGAUCAGGUGAGUUGCAAGGUCGACUUAAAUCCCUCUCCAGCGGCUGUUAUGCCGACAUGUCUGAAAUGAUCCCAACAAACUCACACAAAACACUGCUCAGAAAGUGCACAAUUUCAUUAGAAAUAUCUGAAAGCUUUGGCUUCAACGUUGCCUUUGGCUGCACUAUUACAUCACAUUCUUGGCUCCAUAAAAAGAGCACUAAGACACUUGUUCAGUUUAAAUUCCUGGCAGUUUAUUGCCAAUAAAAUGUAGUAAAUGUCAAUAAAAGUUUGUCAAGAUCAGAGCAAACAGAGACCAGGGCCAAGCUGUAUACAGAGUCACUGUAGACACGCACAUUUGUUUCCCAUUAUAUUUUUCCAAAAUAAAUCCUGAACUGAAAUACUUUCAUGGGAACUAACUAGUAGUUCAGUUUGGUCGCAAAAGGUGCUUGCUCGCGCCAGAAAAAGAGGGAACCUAUCGCCCCUGCUGUUGGAUUUACAUACAAAAAAGCAAAAUCCAAUCGAGUCACAGAAAAUAAUCUUUGAUGUGUAGGUUCACCUCCAAACUUUUUAUGGUGAGCUUUCUCAAACAUUUAAGAAUGAAGAAACAGUGAGCUCCAGAAGUGUCACUUUUCUCAUUCAGGGAAUAAGGGCUAGUGCUCGAGCGCCACUGGGACUCAGCCUCCUGGUUGGUCUUGGCCUCUGGAUGCUCUGCUCUCAACGCUAACUGUUGGUGGCGCUAUAAUUCAGCCACUAACUCAGUCAUUCCAGGUAUUUCCUGGUUGUUGGAGUGACAAUAUUCAUCACCACCUCAGUCAUUUGUGACUGAAGAGACUGCAAGUUCAACUCUCUCCCUGCUGAAACUCGGGGUGAAUGAACAUGGCAAUGUUGAUCAUAGAAAACAAAGUGUCACGUCUACAUCAACACUGAAGAACGUAUGCUAAAUAUCACUUCACCAAUGGCCAUGAAUAUUCAAAUCAAUGUCUCCAUUUUGUCUGGUAUCACCAGAGAUCACACAGUCCGUGUUGCCAAACCUUCGAGAGCCGCUUGAUUCAGACCCAGAUUCAAAUGUUUACAUUCCUACCUUGAAGGUUCGAGCACAUGAAUGAGCAUAUUUAGCCCCAGCACUGUAUCAGUGUGGUGAUGAGUCUGCGCAGACGUGGAAGAACAAAAGCUAAAGCACUGAUAACUGCUCUGUUAGCAAAAGAAAAGUAUGAUUUUGUGUGUUUGAGUGAUUCCAAACCGAGGCCAUCUGAUACCCACCUCAUGGAGCGAGGCUGCGGGCUGCCCGUGGUGGCACUGUCACCCCAAAGACUGUCAACCCUGAGGGCGUUUUUUUUGGUGAAGCUCCUGCCGCUGGACUGCCAGGCCCCAGCAGCAUCACUGCGGUUGAUGUACAGGAACCAUGUUUACUGAUGAUGUAGUUUAAAGGGGAGGAUCGUGCAAUACCUGAUAACUGUAGAAUCUUUUGAUGUACAUGCAUGUAUUUCUGUCUCAUUUGCAAGCAUUCGACUCAAGCAUAUUUUAUCUCAAAUGUGUUUCAGGAAUAUUUUGAAAUAAAAUAAAAUUUCU